AUGAAUGAUAAAACUCCAGGUCUUUCCUUCUACAAUAUGACUCCCAGGGAAUCACUUCAAUAUGCAGGGAUUCUCUCUUUACUUCUGCAUUUUGGCUGGAUAUGGAUUGGGGCAGUCGUUACGGAUAAUGACAAUGGGGAGCGAUUCCUCCAGAUGGUGGUCCCACUGUUUUCCAAGAGUGGUGUCUGCUUUGACUUCAUUGAAAAAAUCCCUGAACUUGACCCUGAUAUUAAAAAACUUUUGGACAAAGGGGCAAAAAUACGUGAUAAGAUUGAGGACAGCACAGCCAAUGCGCAGCCUUUAUCUGUGUGCAGUGAAAGCUGCAAUCCUGGUUCUAGGAAGAAUGUCAAGGAAGGGAAGUCACUUUGCUGCUAUGAUUGCAUCCCGUGUCCCAAAGGGAAGAUUUCAGGCAAGAUGGUUAUGCAUUACUGUUAUUCAUGUGAAGAUGAAAAGUACCCAAGCAAGCACCAGAAUUUUUGUAUUCCCAAGUCAGCGAACUUCUUUUCCUAUGAAGAACCCUUGGGCAUCAUUUUAUCCUCUUCCAUUAUUCUCUUCUGCUUGAUCACGGCUCUGGUGCUAGGAAUAUUUCAGAAGCAUCACGAGACACCCAUUGUGAAAGCCAAUAACUGGCACCUCACCUACACUCUCCUCAUCUCCCUCCUGCUCUGCUUCCUCUGUGCACUGCUCUUCAUCGGCCGGCCGCACCAGGUGACAUGCCUCCUGCGACAAACUGCUUUUGGCAUCAUCUUUGCAGUGGCCAUGUCUUGCGUGCUCACAAAGACAGUCAUGGUGGUUUUGGCCUUCAGAGCCACCAAACCAGGGAGCAAAGUGAGGCAGUGGAUGGGGAAGAGCCUGGCCAAAACCCUCCUUUUUUCCUGCAGCUUUCUUCAGGGUGGGAUCUGCCUUACCUGGUGGGCAACUUCUCCUCCAUUUCCAGAUAUUGACAAGCAUUCAGCUGCUGAAGAAACCAUCCUGGAAUGUAACGAGGGGUCCAUAACAAUGUUUUACUGUGUCCUGGGCUAUCUGGGCUUUCUCGCAAUGGUCAGCUUCAUGGUGGCUUUUCUUGCCCGGAAGCUCCCAGACAGUUUCAAUGAAGCCAAGUUCAUCACUUUCAGCAUGCUGGUCUUUUGCAGUGUCUGGCUAUCCUUUGUGCCUUCCUACCUGAGCACCAAAGGGAAAUCCUUGGUGACUGUAGAGAUCUUUUCUAUCUUAGCCUCCAGUUCUGGUCUGCUGGUUUGCAUCUUCUUCCCCAAAUGUUACAUCAUUUUGCUGAGACCCGAGUUGAACACGAAGGAGCAUCUAAUAAGAAGAACAGCUUGA
Molecule: messenger RNA, 1320 nt
Organism: Varanus komodoensis (Komodo dragon)
Lineage: Eukaryota; Metazoa; Chordata; Lepidosauria; Squamata; Varanidae
Product: vomeronasal type-2 receptor 26-like
Exons: 3
Coding region: 1-1320 (439 amino acids)
Biological process (GO): G protein-coupled receptor signaling pathway
Cellular component (GO): membrane
Molecular function (GO): G protein-coupled receptor activity
Source: RefSeq, a predicted model, not a curated record